AUGAGCUCGCAUGAGCUGCCGUUCCUGAUACUCAACCUCGCAGUGGAAAUGAUUUUCGUGCUGAACUCGCGCCUGCACGCGCAGGCGGUGCCGCUGGCGAGGUCGGCCAGUGUACUAAGCGACAUCGGCACAAACAUCUUUGACACCGCUUUUGUGAACGAACUCUUCGUCCCACAGGCAGUGUACUCAUCGGCGUCAGUGCUCCAGGUGUUCGCGGCGCUGUCGAGCAGCACCAUUAUGCGUCUUAGCGAGAACUCGAUGCGCAAGUUGUACGACCUCGUCUACAUGACGGUCAAGUACCAAGUCUUCACGCUGCGCCACCCGUUGGAGCUGCUGGAGCUGACGCUAAAUCACCUGGAUGCCGCACAGAAGAUUUUGCCAGCCACGGUGCGACCGCUCACCAGCGUAGCGGAGGAGCGCGUGUUGCGGCUCGCCAGCACGCUCAACAUGGGUGACUGGGCGAGCACAAGGCAAUCGCUGCUCAACUUCUUCACCGGCCGCCACGUGCGGGUGUCCGUCUUCCUCGAAAGCAAGAUGCAGGACGGCACGAGCGGUGCCUUUUACAUUCCUCGCGAUGCUUUUCUGUCGCCCUCGCCCGCCUGCAAACCACCAGGGCUCGUCUACGUGGCGGGUGUGCCCCAGCCUGGCACGUUCGCCCACCCUGAUGCACACCUUCCCUACCCUCCGCAUAUACCCCUUGGAUCAUGGAGACCGCAGAAGGGUGCAGCGCGAAUGACGAGCAACGGCUUCGACAUCUACGCCGCUGCUGCCACUGCGUCGUCGAGGUCGGCUACUGUGGCUAGCGCUGCAGGAGCUCCUUCUACCGUUGUCGUCGACCCGCUGCUGAGGCAGACGGUCGAGGUGCCGAUGCGGAAGAAACCGACGUUUGAUGACGGCGGUGCCGUCCCCGCCUCCACCGGCCCCUGUACUCCGCCGCCUGUUUCCGUUGCCGCCGAGGAUCAACAAAGUGCCCACGACGCCGAGGUGAACUAUCUUGCUCAGCUGAUUGGGUGCGUAAACAGAGCUCGCGGCGUGCAGCAUUUCGAGCUCGACUUGUUCCAAGUCGGUGCCGGCAGUAGUGGUGAGGCGAGCGCUGUCGUGCCAGUGCCUUCUGCCUCCUCGACGUCGAUCACGAAGGCGGCCAGCAGCAGAGGCGCCGGCGCUAUGCCGGCGAUGCCGGUUACUCGCAUGACAGCCUCUGCGGUUUGGGAGCAGAACAAGAAGCUCCUGGGCAUCAUGAGCGACUUUCAGUCACCCAAGGGGGCAGGCAGCGGUGAUGCUGGUGGCGCUGUGCCAGCCACAGGUGGCACGUCCAUGAACGACUUGCUCAACAUCAUGGACGAGCUAUGA
Leishmania mexicana MHOM/GT/2001/U1103 is the source of this 1350-nucleotide messenger RNA. RefSeq lists its product as hypothetical. The record is from RefSeq and is a predicted model, not a curated record. Bases 1 to 1350 code for a protein of 449 amino acids. NCBI's taxonomy places the organism in Eukaryota, Euglenozoa, Kinetoplastea, Trypanosomatida, Trypanosomatidae. The transcript has a single exon. Gene Ontology annotation, cellular component: cytoplasm; plasma membrane. Gene Ontology annotation, biological process: transport.